Molecule: messenger RNA, 8730 nt
Organism: Myotis myotis
Lineage: Eukaryota; Metazoa; Chordata; Mammalia; Chiroptera; Vespertilionidae
Gene: DLG5
Product: discs large MAGUK scaffold protein 5
Exons: 33
Coding region: 1359-7169 (1936 amino acids)
Biological process (GO): regulation of apoptotic process
Molecular function (GO): protein binding
Source: RefSeq, a predicted model, not a curated record
UCUGCGCAGGCGUGCAUGAGGCUGCGGGGCACGUCCUGAGGGCAGUGCCUGCUCUCCGUGGGCAUGGGGGCAGUGCAGGGGGCGCGCCUUCGUCUGGGCCUCUCCUGGAAGUGGAGGAUGUGUAGGCAUCAGAGCAGGUGGGGUGCAGGUGUCUUGGACAUGGCUGAGAGUGAGGGGCUGUGAGGGGCAGGGGCUGCCUGUGAGACAGGACUCCUGGUGGCCUCUAGAUCUGAUUGUGAAACCCCAGAGGUAGAUGACGCUUGACACCGCCUCUCAGAAGCACCGGCUUGGAAAAAAGACCAUGUGACUCCUGUGCCAAUUCCCAAAAGUCCUGACCACACAGGCCUUUUAAGACCACAGUAGCCGCAGAGACAAAGCAUGACCAAGACAAUGUCGUCUUCAGGCCCUUUCCACCCCCCGAAUGACGUCUAAGGCCCUGGGAACAUUGUAAAAGCUGGGCCCUGUCCAAUUUUAAUCGCUCCUUGCCGGCCCCCCACCCGUAGCUCCCAGGAACCUUGCCAGCUGACUCGGGGGUGGUGAUGCCCAGAGAUGGAGGCAGAGAUGUCACACCGUCCCUGGGUCAGGCCCCAGAGCUCCGGCAGGACUUCGGGGACAGGGGAGAGGAGCAGAAUGUGUUGGUUGGCCAGUUGACUCCCCCAACUGGGGUGGGAGAUGGGCGGAGGGGGAGAAGGCUGUCUGCCAAGUUUAAUUAACAGUGGAAACUUGCCACAGGGAAGGAGAGAGACCAUCUGAAGAGGAGGGGCUGUUUACUGGAAGAUGGGGCACUGCUGAUGCCAGUAUGAGGAAGGAGCGAGGCGCUCCUACAGGGCGCGUCCAGCAGAGCACUGGCGCCCUGACCGCCAAGUUGCAGGCAGGAUUGGCUUGAACUCCGAGAACCUGGAGGUGUGAGUGGGAGAGUUUAUUUAUGCCUGCGUUUCUGAGUUGGCGUCUUUUGAAAACAGUCCAUCAGCCUACCAGCUGGCUAGCCUUCCUUGCCCCCAUGCAUGAAAGAAAUAAUUGAGAAAAUGGCGACUGUGUUUAAAAAUAGGCAUUGUGUUGCCCCCUUGCUCUUUGAGGCUGUCAUCGUCUGCCUGAACUGCAUCUGACUUUGUUUCAUGGAUCCCUACCCAACACUCGACAUUUAUGACCUGGGAAGAGAGACCAUUUGAGAAGUUUGUGAUGCUCAUUGUUUAAAACAAAAAUGCAGAGGCGUUGAAUGGACAGUGAAAUGAACUCAGUGUGGGUUGAACUUGCAUACAGGAGCUAUUUCAUUGAACAUUCCUAUUCGUGUUUUUUUUUUAAGUAGGAUCAGGGCAUUUCAGGGCUGAAUAGGGUGUUCUGGUUCUAGCCUCCUUCUGAUGAUGUGCAAGUCCCCGCUGAUUCCCAGCCAGGUGUGCUGGGGGCAGCAUGGACUGUUGGGCCACCCUGACCUGGGGCUUUCUCCACAUCUCCCUGCUGUUCCCGGCGCUGCUGCGGCAGGCCAUGCGGAACAAAUGGAAUCCCUUCUGACAGUCCUCCUUGAAGACAGAACACUGGCCCACUCCCCAACUCAUUCUCUUCAGUCCACGCGAAACACCUGCUCCACCUACAGCGUCUUGUCCAUCAUGCCCUCCGACUCCGAGAGCAGCAGCUCCCUCAGCAGUGUGGGAACCACCGGGAAGGCACCGUCCCCCCCGCCCCUCCUCACUGACCGCCAGGUGAAUGAGAAGGUGGAGAGCCUCUCCAUUCAGCUGCGGCUGAUGACUCGGGAGAGGAACGAACUGCGGAAGCGCCUGGCCUUCGCCACUCACGGGACGACCUUUGACAAGAGGCCCUACCACAGGCUGAAUCCUGACUACGAGAGGCUGAAGAUCCAGUGUGUGCGGGCCAUGUCGGACCUGCAGAGUCUGCAGAACCAGCACACCAAUGCCUUGAAGAGGUGUGAGGAAGUGGCCAAGGAGACCGACUUCUACCACACACUCCACAGCCGGCUCCUGAGUGACCAGACCCAGCUGAAGGACGACGUGGACACGCUGCGGCGGGAGAACGGGCAGCUGCUGCGGGAGCGGAACCUGCUGCAGCAGUCCUGGGAGGACAUGAAGCGGCUCCACGAGGAGGACCAGAAGGAGAUUGGCGACCUCCGGGCCCAGCAGCAGCAGGUGUUGAAGCACAACGGGUCAUCGGAAAUCCUCAGCAAGCUGUACGACACGGCCAUGGACAAGCUGGAGGUGGUCAAAAAGGACUACGACGCCCUGCGGAAGAGGUACAGCGAGAAGGUUGCCAUCCACAACUCGGACCUGAGCCGCCUGGAGCAGCUGGAGGAGGAGAACCAGCGCCUGCUGAAGCAGACGGACAUGCUGACCCAGCAGAGGGACACGGCCAUCCAGCUGCAGCACCAGUGCGCCCUCUCCCUGCGGAGGUUCGAGGCGAUCCACCAUGAGCUGAACAAGGCCACGGCCCAGAACAAGGACCUGCACUGGGAGAUGGAGCUGCUGCAGUCGGAGCUGACGGAGCUGAGGACCGCGCAGGCGAAGACCGCCAAGGAGUCGGAGAAGUACAAGGAGGAGCGGGACGCUGUGUACAGCGAGUACAAGCUCAUCAUGAGCGAGCGCGACCAGGUCAUCUCCGAGCUGGACAAGCUGCAGACCGAAGUGGAGCUGGCCGAGUCCAAGCUCAAAAGCAGCACGUCGGAGAAGAAGGCGGCCAGCGAGGAGAUGGCGGCCCUGCGGCAGAUCAAAGACACAGUGGCAAUUGACGCCGGGAGGGCCAACAAGGAGGCCGAGACCCUGCGAAAGCAGUGCAAGGCUCUGUGCCAGGAGCUGAAGGAAGCCCUCCAAGAGGCAGACGUGGCCAAGUGCCGGCGGGACUGGGCCUUCCAGGAGCGGGACAAGAUCGUGGCCGAGCGGGACAGUAUCCGGACGCUUUGCGACAACCUGAGGCGGGAGCGUGACAGGGCAGUGACCGAGCUGGCGGAGGCCCUGCGCAGCCUGGACGACACUCGCAAACAGAAGAAUGACGUCAGCCGGGAGCUCAAGGAGCUCAAGGCCAGGGCCAUGGCUCCCUCUCUUCACAGGGAGCAGAUGGAAUCCCAGCUGGAAAAGGAGGCCCGAUUCCGGCAGCUGAUGGCCCACAGUUCCCACGACUCAGCCAUCGACACAGAUUCCAUGGAGUGGGAAACGGAAGUUGUAGAGUUUGAAAGGGAGACGGAGGACAUUGACUUGAAGGCACUGGGGUUCGAUAUGGCGGAAGGUGUGAAUGAGCCUUGUUUGCCCGGGGACUGCGGCAUAUUUGUCACUAAGGUGGACAAAGGAAGCAUUGCAGACGGCCGCUUACGGGUCAAUGACUGGCUGCUGAGGAUCAACGACGUGGACCUCAUCAACAAGGACAAGAAGCAGGCUCUCAAGGCGCUCCUCAACGGGGAGGGGGCCAUCAACAUGGUCGUGCGGCGGAGGAAGUCCCUGGGCGGGAAGGUGGUCACGCCCCUGCACAUCAGCCUGAGCGGACAGAAAGACAGCGGCAUCAGUCUGGAGAAUGGAGUGUAUGCUGCCGCCGUGGUGCCCGGAAGCCCCGCCGCCAAAGAGGGGUCUCUUGCCGUGGGGGACAGGAUUGUGGCGGAGUUCCGAAUCGGGUCCAACCUGACACAGCAGGAAGCAGAGCUGGCUGUCCCUGUCACCUUGGUGUCCUGGUCCGAGUCAGACACAUCUUCUUGUAGAAUCAAUGGCAUCGCACUGGACAACAAGUCUCUGAAUGAGUGUGAGUCUCUGCUGCGUAGCUGCCAGGACUCCCUGACCCUCUCCCUCCUGAAGGUGUUCCCUCAGAGCUCUUCAUGGAGUGGCCAGAACAUCUUUGAAAACAUCAAGGACUCUGAUAAGAUGCUGAGUUUCCGAGCCCACGGCCCAGAGGUCCAGGCUCAGAACAAGCGGAACCUGAUGCAGCACAACAACUCCACGCAGACGGACAUCUUCUGCACAGACAGGCCGGAGGACAGGAAGGAGCCGGGCCCCCCAGGCGGUGGCAGCUCCCUCCUGCACAAGCCGUUCCCCGGGGGGCCCUUCCCAGCCGCCCCCCACACGUGUCCCAGCGCCUCCGAGCGUAGCCUGAGCUCCUUUCGCUCGGAUGCCUCUGGGGAGCGUGGCUGCGGGCUGGGGGACAUGUGUGCCCGGCGGCCACUGCUGCCCUUCGAGACUGAGGCUGGUUCCUGCGGGGCGACGGAGGCUCCCCUGGACAAGGCCGAGCCCGAGGGCCCCCACAGCGGCGGGACCUGGCCCAAGGCCGGGCUCAGCUCCGCGGCAGCGCCCGAGAAGCUCUCUGUUUACAAGAAGCCAAAGCAAAGAAAGUCCAUCUUCGACCCUAACACUUUCAAACGCCCCCAGACGCCCCCCAAAAUAGACUACUUGCUCCCUGGCCCUGGACCCGCUCAUUCCCCCCAGCCCUCCAAGAGGGUGGGGCCUCUGACACCCCCAAAACCUCCCCGGAGGAGUGACUCCAUUAAGUUCCAGCACAGGCUAGAAACCAGCUCUGAAUCCGAGGCCACUCUGGUGGGCAGCUCCCCGUCCACCAGCCCCCCAAGUGCCCUGCCCCGCGACGUGGACCCUGGGGAACCCAUGCACUCGUCGCCCCCUCGCAAGGGCAGGGUCCGCAUUGCUUCCAGCUACUACCCUGAAGCAGACGGGGACUCCUCCUACCUGCCCGCCAAGAAGUCCUGUGAUGAGGACCUCACCUCCCAGAAGGUGGACGAGCAGGGACAGAAGCGUCGCCGGCCAAAGUCUGCGCCCAGCUUCCGGCCGAAGCUCGCGCCAGUGGUGAUCCCUGCUCAGUUCCUGGAGGAGCAGAAGUGGGUCUCAGCCAGCGGAGAAGUCUCCCCAGAGCUCCCGGAGUGGUCCCCUUACUCGCCAGGGCACUCCAGCCGGCACAGCAACCCCCCGCUCUACCCCGGCAAGGCAUCUGUGGGCACCGUUCCCCGGAGCAUGACCCCGAGCACCACUGUGAGUUCCAUCCUGAGGAACCCCAUCUACACCGUGCGUAGCCACAGGGUUGGCCCUUGCAGCUCUCCACCCGUCCCCAGAGAGGUCGGCCCCCAGGUUUUGCAUCCCAGUGUUCAGCACCAGGGACGCCUGAGCCUGGACCUGAGCCACAGAGCCUGCAGCGACUACUCGGAGAUGAGAGCCUCCCACGGGUCCAACUCACUGCCCUCCAGCGCCCGCCUGGGGUCUUCAAGCAACUUGCAGUUCAAGGCCGAGCGCAUUAAAAUCCCAUCAACGCCAAGAUACCCCCGGUCUGUUGUGGGCUCCGACAGAGGUUCAUUGUCGCAUUCUGAAUGCAGCACACCCCCGCAGUCACCCCUCAACAUCGACACCCUGUCCUCUUGUAGCCAGUCCCAGACCUCAGCCUCCACGUUGCCUAGAAUUGCAGUCAACCCCGUGGCCCUCGGGGAGCGGAGAAAGGACAGGCCCUACAUGGAGGAGCCGCGCCAUGUCAAGCUGCAGAAGGGCUCGGAGCCCCUGGGCAUCUCCAUCGUGAGUGGAGAGAAGGGCGGUGUCUACGUCUCCAAGGUGACUGGGGGCAGCAUCGCUCACCAGGCUGGCCUUGAGUAUGGGGACCAGUUACUUGAGUUCAAUGGCAUAAACCUGCGGAGUGCCACGGAGCAGCAGGCCCGCCUCAUCAUCGGGCAGCAGUGCGACACCAUCACCAUCCUGGCCCAGUACAACCCACACAUGCACCAGCUCAGCAGCCACUCCCGGUCCAGCUCCCACCUGGACCCUGCCAGCACCCACUCCACUCUCCAGGGCAGCAGUGCUACGGUCCCGGAGCAUCCCUCGGGCAUUGACCCGCUGAUGGAGCAGGACGAGGGCCCUGGCACCCCCCCGACCAAGCAGAGCGCCCCCAGUUCCAGGAUGGUGGGAGAUGCCAACAAGAAGCCCCCAGAACCACGAGUGGUCUUUGUCAGAAAGUCCCAGCUGGAGCUUGGAGUGCAUCUGUGUGGUGGGAACCUGCACGGGGUGUUUGUGGCCGAGGUGGAGGACGACAGUCCUGCCAAGGGCCCCGACGGCCUGGUGCCGGGCGACCUCAUCCUGGAGUACGGCAGUCUGGACGUGCGCAGCAAGACGGUGGAGGAGGUCUACGUGGAGAUGCUGAAGCCCAAGGAUGGCGUCCGCCUGAAGGUGCAGUACCGCCCAGAGGACUUCUCCAAGGUCAAGGGCCUGCCUGGCGACAGCUUUUACAUCAGGGCCCUGUACGACCGGCUGGCGGAGGUGGAGCAUGAGCUGAGCUUUAAGAAAGACGACAUCCUCUAUGUCGAAGACACCUUGCCCCAGGGCACGUUUGGGUCCUGGAUGGCCUGGCAGCUGGACGAGAACGCCCAGAAGAUCCAGCGCGGGCAGAUCCCCAGCAAAUACGUGAUGGACCAAGAAUUCUCCAGGAGGCUCAGCAUGUCGGAAGUCAAAGAUGACAGCAACGCCUCCAAGACGCUGUCCGCGGCUGCGCGCAGAUCCUUCUUUCGAAGAAGACACAAGCACAAGCGCAGCGGGUCCAAAGAUGGGAAAGACCUCCUGGCCUUGGAUGCCUUUUCCAACGACUCCAUUCCACUCUUUGAAGAUUCGGUGAGCCUUGCCUACCAGCGGGUCCAGAAAGUAGACUGUACUUCCCUGAGGCCCGUCCUGAUCCUGGGGCCAUUACUGGACGUGGUGAAGGAAAUGCUGGUGAACAAGGAGCCCAGCAAGUUCUGCAGAUGCCCCCUGGAGGUGAUGAAGGCCUCCCAGCAGGCCAUUGAGCGAGGCGUCAAAGACUGCCUGUUUGUCGACUACAAGCGCAGGAGCGGCCAUUUCGACGUGACCACGGUGGCUUCCAUAAAGGAGAUCACAGAAAAGAACUGGCACUGUCUGCUGGACGUCGCCCCCCACGCCAUCGAGCGGCUGCACCACAUGCACAUCUACCCCAUCGUCAUCUUCAUCCACUACAGGAGCGCCAAGCACAUCAAGGAGCAGAGAGACCCCGUGUACCUGAAGGACAAGGUGACACAGAGGCAUUCCAAAGAGCAGUUUGAGACGGCUCAGAAGAUUGAGCAGGAGUACAGUAGGUACUUCACAGGGGUCGUCCAGGGAGGAGCCCUGUCGAGCAUUUGCGAUCAGAUCGUGGCCUUGGUCAGCCAAGAGCAGAGCAAAGUCCUGUGGAUUCCAGCCUGCCCGCCGUAGGCCGCUGUGCUGGGAACAGAGGCAGCUUGUCAGCGGCGUCCGUCCUGGCUCAGCUUCUCUGACUGAAAGUCCAUCGGAGUAUGAGCACCGGAGGAGGGUCCACCAGCAGGGCCCCAGACAGUGGGCCGCAGACGCACAGACCGCCUUCCUCACACGUGUGCUUUAAGACAAAAACAGUAACCACCCGGGACUCCUGCUAGAGGUUCCACACCAGCCUUCCGAGGCCGCGAUCCGCGAUGCUGCAGAGAACCUUUCAUAUCCCAAGUUUACAAGCCUUUCUAAGUAUUUGGUUGUUUCUGUUUACUUGAACGGCCCAUGUUGUUGGUGCCCAGCCCCUGCCCCUGUCCAUCCCGUGUUGCUUUCGUGUUUUGGUUUUGUUCCUGUUUUCAGCGAAACUACUCUGGAACCUCAGUGGGCUGCUCUGCUCUGGAAGGUUCGUGGUGGGACCAGAGCUCUGAAAACCUCUACUCCUCGGUGGCGUCUCUCCCGGAAGGACAGCGCCAUGGCAGAUGCUUGGACGUCGGUGGUGGCAGAACCAGUGCCUUCGUGGGGCCGACUCGCCAGCGGCAGUGGUUGCCCUGCCCACAGCAGGGCAGGCGACACUGGCAUCUCACAGACUCGUCUCAGACUUUCCCUCCUGCCUGCACGCCCUCUCAUCUCUCCUCCACCUGCCUUGGUCGUUUCCGCCUCUCUCUGUCCUUCGGAGCCUCCCGGGCUCACGCCGGCGACUGGUUCUAGCAGGAGGCUCAGCUGAUGCAUGCUGUUGGUCCUCUGUAGGUUCUGUAAAUAGAGACAGCCUUUCUCAGUGCAAUGUUUGCAGGGUACUUCUCAAACUGUAGCGGGAGCAGACACGUCAGCUCUUUUGGACAUGGAAAAUGUUUCAAACUUUGAGAGUCUUCGGGGGAGCCUAGUGGUUAGUGUUGUCACUGUCGAAAUCUAAAAAGCGGGCAGGAUCCUUUAGUCUUGGCUGCAGCGCUCCCGGCAUGCCCAGUGCUCCUUGAAGAUGUCUUCGUUGGGACUUUUGUCUUUUCUUUUUUUUUUUGCACUUCUGACGCUGGGUAUCUCUGGCUGCAGAUUUGAUGUGGUUCCUCCCUAAACUGUGCAUCCUGUUGUUAAUAGGUACUGUACUGGGCUCCGUGUGUCACUGGGGUAGGACUAUAUUUUAAUACUGUUCCUAACAUUUCAUUUUACUAGCAAGAAAUCCUUGAUUUCAUUUUAGCCUUUGUAAUUCUAGACACUAGAUGAUAGUGUAGCCAUACUGACAUUUUUUAAAAAGGGAUAUAUUUUCUUGCACAGUUGUUCAAAGAGAGACACGUCUGGGUCCUCAAUGCUGCCCUUCGUUUUACAGGUACAAGUUUCUAGCUCAGACAGCCGAGACACGAGGCUGUCUCGAGUCUUACGCGCUCUCGGGGCGUUGCUCUGAGCUGCAGACAGUGGGACUGUGAUGGUACAGUGUGCACAGGUACUGUUCCAACAGACUGGGAUUUUCUGUAAUGAAACCUUACUUUGUAUCAAAAGAAAAACAGACUUUAGUACAAUAAAUAAAGGUCAAUUUCUGUAA